CUAGGAAACGGAGAUGAGCACCGCCCCCUAGAGAGACAUGACUGGACUUUAAUGUCAUGGGGAAACCUUUACCUUUUUAUAAUGUGUGUAGUGUGUAUGUGCAUGCAGCAAACAAUUCUGUCACAUUCUAGCAUAACUUUUUUUUCUUUCACAAAUACCUAGCGUUCAGAGGAGGGUGAGCUAGAUCAGUAGAGUCUUUUUUAUUUGAUUAUCCACAUGAGCCAAUGACCUCUUUAGGCAACUGGUUCCACUGUGGCAUUGCUCUGACCAUUAGGAAGUUUUUUCUGGUGGUUAGCCUGAAUCUGGUGUGCUGCAAUUUAAAUUUGUUGUUCUGCAUCCUGUACUCAGGGAUGAGUGAGAAGAGAUCUUUUCCUUCCUCUUUGUGACAGUCUUUAUGAUACAAGACUGAAAUACCAAGGACAACUGUGAGGCCCCAGUCAGGAUUUGAACCAUAGGAAGGAUAGUUAACCCUUUGCCUUUGCACCAGUGUCGUAAUGCAAAUUAUCAGGAAGGGGGAAAAAAGCUGCUGUUGGCAUCUGUUUUUAAACAUGAUUAUGUGAUAGUACGCUCAUGUCUCUAUAGAUUAAUUUACUACUUUAUUCAAUAGUUCUAAUUAUAUGUAAUGUUUAUUGCUUUUGUCUUUAUGUCGUUGGCAGGGCUCAUGUUCCAUUACCCUGUGUUUGUGGUUCUGAUUUAAUUCAUCAUAACAGUUUUAGAAUCUAAUUUGUGAGGAGAAUUUGAGCACUUGUGAAAAAUUAAAUAAAGAAUAAGUUCUUACCUUUCCACUGUAGUUUCCCUUUUUACUUAAUUCUUUCAUGCCUUGCCAUUUACAACCCCUCUGGAUUGAGAAGGCAGAGUAUGAUAUUCAUGUCACAUGUUGCGCUUGUGUCUAUGGCUGGGUGACAUGUGUGCAGAUAUAAGGCUAGUGCCACUCACCUAAUGCCAUUUCACACCAUCACUGGCACACAUUUUUAUUUAUUCUUAUCUAUAUCACUCCACAGCCAAAGCUCUCUGGGCAGUUUAAAUAGUCCAUAAUACAGCUAAAAAAUACAAUAAAAUAGAUAAAUACAGAAAUAUUUAAAGUUUUAAACAGCUAAACCAAAUAUUCCCAGCCAGUAAGAAUUUUUUGGAGGGAGAGGGACGAAUAGCUUCUCAAGCCAAAAAGAGCACGGCAACACAGCAAUGUGCACCACUCUUUCCACCUGCCUUUCUCACCUUUCCCCCCUAAAAGUUUGAGUAAAGGCAUUGGGAAGUAAGAAGACCAAAGUCUGUGAGGCAACAUUACUGUGAACUUUCCUGUUUCCAAGUGCAGUUAUUGGGGUGAAGGGGGGGGGGUAAGUUGUGCUAGGAAAAGGAACAACCAUUUUUGGUGCUUGUAUUUCUUGCUGACAACAUAUGCUGAGGGUAAGGGUGUUUACGAGUAGAGGUGGUUGCCCUAAACAGAAUCAGAUAUUGGUUCAUGUAGUCCAGUAUUCAAGCUUUCCAGGAGUUCAAGGGGGGUUUUUCAGUCCUACCUGGAGAUAUCAGAAAUUGAACUUGGGGGCCUUCUACAUGCCACAUAUAUCCUCUGCCACUGGGCCACAGUUCUUUCUCUUCUAGGCAGAGGGUUCAUAGCUGUACCAAUUAGAAGGCAAAGUAGCUGUUUAGUCUUUUCUCCUUAACUAAUUUUUCUGGUUUGAAAAAAUGGAAAAGGCAGUAGGAAAGCACAAGGUUGCUUCAGAGUUACAAAGCUGUUCAUGCCUCACUGCUAUACCCCCACACCCAAUAAUUUAUGUAUCAACAAAAAUACAUAUACAUAGUUUGGGAAUAAUUUACCCCUCUGCAUUUUCAAGACAGCUUGAAAAGCCUGCUGGAUAUUGCCCAACAUAAGUUUCAUUUGAAAAUAUCCUAGAUUGACCCUAAAUGCAGGAUCACAGCUUCAGUCAAGCAGUGAAGACAAAUGUUGCUAUUCAGGUUGUGUGGAAUAAAGUGUUCAUGUUUGCGAGAUGACUGGCUUUUAAGUUUCCAAGUUCUUACUUAGUCACCAUGUGACUGGACUAUUGUUGCUUAUAACUUGGUGUCCCAAGAUUAUUACUUGGUGUCUGUCAUCUGCUCAGAGCUGCUUUUUCCAUAAAAAGGAGGAAUUUGACUACUGCUGAGAAGUGCUAUUUUAAAGGACUAAGUUCUGGAGACUACUAAUAGCCAGCCAACCAAAGGGUGUAGGCUCCUGUUUUAAUAUCUAUAUAACUGCCUGAUUGAUAACAUCAAGGUGAGUGGGUAGAGUGACUCUACCUAGAUCUGCAUGACUGAACUAAAAGAUAUGCUUAAUCAACUUUAUAUCUAUGCCAUGUACGUAUACAUAUAUAUGUUUGAAAUUGUUUGAAUAAGCUGUUGCUGGGGGGAGUUAUACCUAGAGAAUUCUGCUCUUGGCUCUUGUCCUAAUAAUGUGCAGAUACUUUCGUGCUCUCUUAUUCUAAAUCUAUUCUGACUCUUCUACUGGAAAAAGACCAAGGAUUAUGCCAAUUGACAGCAGCCACUGUGUUUUGGAAUAUAUUUGCCAUGAGCAUCCCAGAUAAUUGUGGAUCUUUAUGUAAGUCAUCAAAUGGGUUUGUACUGCCCCAUUUAUGAAAUGCCCUCUUUCAGGAAGACAGAAGUGAAAGUCAGAGUGAACUUGAUAGGCUGGAGUGCUGGGCUGAAAACUACAGAAUGGAAUUCAAUAGGGACACAUGCCAAGUUCUACACUCAAGAAAAGAGAACCAAAUGUACAGUUACAAGAUAGGAAAUACUAGGUUCAAGAAUAUUAUGAAGUGAGAAGGGCAUUGGAAUUGUUGUAGAUCACAUUGAAAGAGUUAGCCAUGUGAUACGGCUACAAAAAAGGCAAAUGCUAUAUGGGGCUGCAUUAAUAGAAAUAUUGCUUCCAAAUCAUGUGAGGAACUGGUUCCCCUAGUUCUGGGCACCACAAUUUAAGAAAGACGCAAACUGAAAAAGAUUCAGAGGAAGAAAGCAAAUACGAUCAGGAGACUGGAAACAAAGCCCUAUGAGGGGAGAUGGAAAGAAUUGGGGAUGUUUAUCCUUGCGAAAAGACAGCUGAGGGCAGAUAUGGUAGCACUUUUGAAAUACUUGAAAGACUGACAUACAGAGAAGGGCCACAAUCUCUUUUCAGUUAUUCCAGCAUACAGGACACAGACCAAUGGCCUUAAGUUACAAGAAGCCAGAUUCUGGGUGAACACCAGGAAAAAGUUCCGGGCUGUUGGAGCAGUAUGACAAGGGAACCAAUUACCUAGCAUGGUCAUAGGCUGUCCCUCACUUGAGGCAUUCAAGAGGCGUUGCACAGCUGUCUUCAAAGAUACUUUAAUUGGAGUCCUACACUGAGCAGGUGGUUGGACUCAGUGGCCUUAUAGGCUCUUCCAACUCUAGUAUUCUGUGAUUCUAUAAGUUAUUGUUGGGAUCUCAUCAAUGUCUUUUGUUUGGUCUCUUAUAUGUGUAAAUGUUGGUAUUUGAGAGUGUCCGCACAAGGUUUUGCAGUGAGACUUAGUUAAAAGCAAAAACUCAUGGAGUAUGAAAAUUGUUAUUUUAUAAUGAGGGAAAGUCAGAAACUCUUUCAAUAUUUCAUGUGCUCUGGUAUUAAGGAACUAAAUCCUGUCAUUCCGUACAUUUAGAUCAUCAGAUUUACUUUCAAGUAAAUAUCAUUAGAUUGAAAUCUUACAAUUUCAGUGUUUAGUAGGAGCUGAGCUGACUUACUGUGGUCCGUGUAGUUAGAAUUAAACAAGCUCUCAGUUUUAAACCCUUGAGAACAGCAAAGAAAUAUGGAAGCUUUAACCUGCAGGACUGGUGGUUUCUAGGGAAACAGUUGAAUUUUAGAUACUGUUAAAACUGAAACUGUUUCAGCAGCUGCUGAAAGGAUACAUGGAUUUGAGAAUUGGGUUCCUGAUCACAGUUUCUUAGGCACUGUGUGGAUGCAUAUCACCAAUGGAAGGAGAGGAAAGCAUGUUCAGAAGCACGCUUAUGUAUGAUUUCUAAGUUGAACCCUGGCAUUGAAAAUAGGUUAUGGGGCUGUCCUAUCAUGUACAUAGCAUGUUAGACUAUACUAGGACAGGCAAACUAUUGGGAGUGACCUACCACUGCUUUACUUAGCUUAGUAUUGUCUAGUCUGAUCUGACUAGUAAUGGAAUUCCAAGUUUUUGCUCAGGGCCUUUCUUAACCCUUCUACCUAAAAUAAACUGCUAGAGACUCUGAUUCUGCUAGAGAAUCCAGGGCCUUCUGUAUGCAAAUAUGUGUUCUGCUUCCUCUGGGUUAUAGUACAUCCUCUUCCUAGUACUCUGAAAAUUCAUGCAUAUCUAAGAAGUUGCAACAUUCUUCCAUUAUGUUCAUUUUUGGACUAAAUGGACUGUGAUACUCAGUAAGAUUUGGGCUUGGGACUUUGGCCUUGCCAAUCAAAGGUUUAGCCACUGCUCUGUAUCACCUCUCUGUUUUCUGUGGAACCGAGGGCAUUUUUCUGUACUUCUGGACAGGAGAUCUGAGUUUAUAGAAGUGCUACUUGUGGUUGCUGUGCUCAGCUUUUAAGAUUGCAGCAUACAGAGUUCAGGAAGUCUUGUGAUAAGCCUUGCACAGAGUCCUGGGGCUUACUCUCUUUCCGCACCGUCCUUUCUUCCCAAGUAGUUAAGCAGCAAUGCCAGAUGCCUUUUCAUUUAUUUGCUGCUUGUACGUUGUAGUCCUGGCCAUCCACCUGCCCCCAGUACAGCAGAUUCGUGGAGAACCAGAGGCUGGUGUUUCCAGUCUGUGGUUUAACUAGAGGUGAAGAGCAGUUGUUCUCAGUGAAAGGCAGUUGUUCCAAGUGCAGUGAUGAAGCACCAGAGCCCUAGUGACAAAGCGUCCGCCCAGAAGCGACUUGAGCAACAGGGCAAGGAGAAGGUUAUCAUGUAAUUCCAGAACUGGGCAGAAGGAGAAACAGACAUGCAUUCCAGCCAUACAGCUGAGAAUGGAUGCAAGUCACAAGAAGUUACCCAGAAACAUCAUUUCUGAGCUGGAGCGCUUGGACUUCAUUAACACGGAUGUGGGCCGCUGCCGUGCAUGGCUGAGGCUGGCACUGAAUGAUGGUCUGAUGGAGUGCUACCUGAAACUCUUGCUCCAUGAAAAGGUCCACCUCUCUGAGUAUUACCAUUCUCCAGCUCUGCUUCUGGACACCGAAGAGGUUGAGUUUCUCCUGAGUUACUUGCAGGGUUUGUCCUCCCUGGCCUUUGCCCUCUCCUACAAGUCAGCCGUUUUGAAUGAAUGGACCAUCACGCCUUUAUCCUUAUCAGGCCUUUGCCCAGUCUCACAGCUGCUGGAGCCCCAGAGGAAGGAAUCACUGGGCUCCCUCUCACAGUCUUCAGGAUCUGAUGAAGUUGACACUCACCCAGCCAUCUUGCCUGGCACAAGAAGUCAGCAGGCAAAUAAACUUACAGCCUCCAACCUGAGCAUCAGCACAGCAAGUUCCUCACAGCUCUCUUCAAGCCUCGACUCUGACAGCCUUUUGCCUGGGAUUUCUGUCUGCACCCAGAGUCCUGACAAAGAUAAGGAGUCCCUCUUGGAUGACUCUAAACUUGACACAGCAACAACAAAAGACUUGGACCAGUCCCUCCAAAAGGUGUUGGCAGAAUUCAGCAGAGCACAGAGAAAGCCUGAAUCUGUAGCAGUUAAGGAAGCUCACAUUCUCCCUGAGUCUUCCCCACCAUGGUGCCCUUCUCCUGCUGCCAGUUUCUGCACUGCACGCCUUCCUUGUACUGAAAGAGCUGACAUCAAACCCCCUCCUACCACAACAAGUUUGCAGUUUCUGAAUCCAGGCAAGGCACUUAAAACAGAAGAAGCAGAUCUUCAUACCACGAUCCAGCAGUCAUCCUUGCCAGCUGUAAUUCACAUUGCCAAAGGAGCAAUGGAUAUGAACCAAACACAUCACUUCAAGAGAAAAGCUAAAGAAGGAAUCAACCAAGUUAAUGGCUGUGAAGGAGGCCAUCCAGAGACAGAACAACUACUCUCACCAGUGGUCUGUCUGCAUAAAACAAGCUGGAUUACUGAGGAUGAUAUUUACCUUCCUUCUCCUCCUGAGGAGGCAGGGGAAGGCACCUCGAACUUGCAGUGUCCCUCACCAGAGGGAUCUGUUGCUGGUCAGCCACAGAUACCAAGCAGUGCUCUGGAUGAGGGUGGGCUUCAUGUGUCCCAACUGGAGACUAGCAAACCCAAACCAUCUCCUGAGAAGGAAUCAAAGGGCUUCAGUGUUGUCCACCGGAGGCAAAUGGGCCUUUCCAAUCCUUUCCGUGGCCUGCUGAAGUUAGGGAACCUAGAGCGACGAGGUGGCAUGGGCCUCUGGAAGGAGUUGUUCUGCGAACUUUCUCCACUGGAGUUACGUCUUUUUGUGGACAGUGAGGAACGGGUGUGUGUGGAAAACUAUUCCUUGCUAAGGUGCGAGUCCCUUGGCCUGGCUCACAGUGAUGGCCGCUUUGACUUGGUCUUCUCAGGCAAACGGUUGUGCCUUCGGGCUCCAUCUCAGGAUGAGGCUGAAGACUGGCUAGACCGGCUGAAUGAGGCGCUUCAGAAGUGUCGCCCUCAGCAAGAUGAAGAUUGGGAAACUCUACAGUGCCCACCACCAGUGGAGGACCUUGAAGCAAACUCUGCUGCCAGACUACCCAGUGACCCAUCUGUCCUCCCUCAAUACAGUGGAACUGGCCAAAAUGGACUAGACCAGACAGGAGCCUUUGCACCAGAGUUAGAUGCAAUCAAAGAGUCUGUUCUGUACCUUGAGGCUGAAAAAACGUGGGUCCCUUUUGUGUUCUCCUUAUCCUUAGAAGCUUUGAAAUGCUUCAAAGUGAGGAAUGGUGAAAAAACACUGAGCAACAGCUACGGUAUUGAAACCAUCCAGGACAUCCUGCCUGACGUGAGCCUUGGUGGGCCGGCCUUCUUUAAGGUCAUCACCUCAAAGGCAGUGUUGAAGCUGAGAGCUGAGAACGCAGAGGAGGCAGCCGACUGGAGAGACCUGGUCCGCCGAGUGCUCAUGUCCUACCUGGAAACUGCUGAGGAGGCACUGACGCUUGGGGGUAAUCUGGAUGGGAACUCACAGGCAGUCUUGAAGAGCACCGUCAAGGAGAAUGGACUCCUUCUCCAGUACUUGGUUGCCAUCCCCACGGAGAAGGGACUGGACUGCCAGAGCUUCAUAUGUGCAGGCUGCUCGAGACAGAUCGGUUUUUCCUUUGUGAAGCCCAAGCUGUGUUCCUUCACAGGCCUCUAUUAUUGUGAUAGCUGCCACUGGGAUGAAGAGACAGUGAUUCCAUCACGCCUGAUUCAUAACUGGGAUCUCACCAAGCGGCCGGUCUGUCACCAAGCCCUGAAGUUCCUGACCCAAAUUCACAGCCAGCCCUUGAUUGAUUUGAAGCUGGUGAAUGAAACCCUCUACGACCACGUGGACCUUAUGAGCCAUAUCUACAAGAGUCGGGAGCAGCUGAAGCUCCUUGGAGACUAUCUUGUUCUUUGUCGCAGUGGAGCCCUGAAGGAGAUCAGCAAGAGGCUCGAUCACCGACACUACCUCCUGGAAUGUCCCCAUAAAUACAGCGUGGCUGAUCUGGGGCAGAUCGCAGAUGGCGUGUUUGACGCGUUCCUCCAGUCUCUGAUUCAGUUUGCCUCCCAGCAUGUCUACAAUUGUGACCUUUGUACUCAGAGGGGUUUCAUCUGCCAGAUCUGUAACAACAAUGACAUCAUCUUCCCCUUUGAAUUUGGUACAACUACCAGGUGUAAUGAGUGUAAAACUGUCUUCCAUAGCAGCUGCCAAGUAAACACCAGUUUCUGCCCACGCUGCAUCCGCCGGCAGAAGUACCAGCAGAAGCUGCAGGCGUCUUUUUGGAAAUGACCUCAGGAUGGACCACUCUUGAAGUGACAGGGACAGUCCAGUGACAGGGCAGUCCAGAGAGCAAUUGGGGAAAGGGUACAAGAGGCUUGGGAGCAAAGAACAGUCUGCUGCCAGUCAUGCAUCUCCUUCCAUCUAGGGUCUAGCCCAGUAGCGAUCACAGGAUUUCUCAUGGGUUUUGGCAAUACCAGCAAAUGGAGAAGAGACCCACCAAGAACAUACAGCAAGCUGACUUCCUUAUUCUGAUCUGCAGCUGCUGCCUCUUUUCCCCAGCCUUCAUUCUCUUGCCUUUCUAAACAAACACAUGCUAGUCUUGUGUGCAAUGGGUAUGGGAGGAAGAGAGAUGGUGUGGGAGCAAACACUCCUAGGGAGACAAGCCCCAAGAGAACUCAUCUUGAUUCAAGCCGCAAAAGUAAUGUUGCUUGGUUCUCAAUGCACUUUGUAGCAAAGUUCUUGUGCCUUCUGCACUUGAAAGACUACCCCUGAAAUGCCAUGUGCCAAAUUGCAGCUGAAUCCUCUGGGAACACAUUCAGUCCCCCCACCGCCUUGGUAUCACCCUAAAGCAAAGUGACCUUCUAAAUAAUAAACCACUUCUCUGCUCCCUUUUUUUUAAAAAAAAUUAAGCCAAUGAAUUCUAGAUGUGAAUUUUUAUUUCUCUUUAUCCUUCUAUGCAGUUAAUUAAAGAUUAUUUAAUAAGGAGCUAA
Messenger RNA from Varanus komodoensis (Komodo dragon), 8556 nucleotides. It is a transcript of the gene PLEKHM1, whose product is annotated as pleckstrin homology and RUN domain containing M1. The coding region runs from base 4958 to 7855 and encodes 965 amino acids. The record is from RefSeq and is a predicted model, not a curated record. NCBI's taxonomy places the organism in Eukaryota, Metazoa, Chordata, Lepidosauria, Squamata, Varanidae. The transcript has 11 exons.